Messenger RNA from Linum trigynum, 3452 nucleotides. The record is from the annotation of a GenBank genome assembly. NCBI's taxonomy places the organism in Eukaryota, Viridiplantae, Streptophyta, Magnoliopsida, Malpighiales, Linaceae.
AAAAGUAACAUUAGGUUAGAGAAAAAAAUAAAAUACCCUUAUGUAUUUUCUAUGUAACUUUUAUGUACCAUAUUUUAUUAACUAUGUUUCGAGUAUGCUAUGAUCCCCGUAAUAUUUUUUUUAUUGGUAGAAACCCCGUAGUAUUUUAAUAUCAUAUAUUCAUAAGACAGUUGUGUGAUAUCGGACACCUUUUCUGAUACACAUUGAGAUUUGGCUGCCAAACCUUAAUAUUUAUCAGGAAAAACCCAAGUUGGGUAUGUGUAAUAUGUAAGCCAAACCUCAAUGUUUAUCAGAAAAGACCCAAGUUAGGUAUAUGUAAUAUAUUAAUCAAUUGACUAUUCAACCUCUCAAGUCUCAACAAUAGAUUCCCAGUUACUAUUACCAGAGCACAAAUUGCCCAUCAUCAAUGGAGCACCUGCCCUAAGAAGAAAGCUGGUUCUUCUUCCUUUCCUCAGCACACCACACCCCCAAAUCUUACUACACCACCGCCGAGUACUCAUGACUUUGAGAUACACUGUGACGGAUCGUUCUUUGGCGAUUCCCAGGAGGCGGCGUAUGGCGUCGUAGUGACGAAUAGCCAUGGUCAAGUUUGCAAUGGGAGAGCUGAGACUCUGCACUGUUUUUCCCCACUUGAAGCUGAAGCUAAAGCACUUUGGGAAGGUUUUCGCCUUGCUGCGGAGCUCUCAGCACCUUGCCUGGUGAGAACGGAUUGCCUUUCACUGAUCAAAGCUUUUCAACUUCCGACUGAAAUUUGGCCAUGGAGAGCAGCGGGUUGGAUCGACCGCAUCAAGAACCUCAGCAUGUCCCACCCCUGGGUCAAAUAUGACUUCAUCAACAGGCAACGCAACGCCAAAGCUAACUGGGUGGCUAGAUCGUGUGCUAAAAAAACUCUCCCUGUUGAAUGGAUUCAAAUUCUUGAUGUAAUCUCCCCACUCUUGUAAUGUCUGGCUUUAACCUCAAGUAAUGGAAUUUCGUUGCCCUUUGUCAAAAAAAAAAAAAAAAUCCCAUAAUCUGUCACUGCUACAACUAUAAUCAAAUAAUAAAAUUUAACAAUAAUAAUCAUUAAUUUAUUACUGUUAGCACAUACGUGUACAUCUUGGGUUCAUUUAUUUACUAUAAUGCUCCGUUUAACGUCUGCCGGCAAUAUGAUUGGUUAAUUGGCAUAUUAGGCGGCAGGCGUCAUGCAUAGAUGCUCACCGAGUCAAUGUUUACUGUUAUCUCGCCAAUGGAGGAGACCAGGAACAGGAAGAAAGAGGAUGAGGAGGAGUUCUCAAAUGGCCAUCACCACAAAGAAGAAGAUGAGGAGCCAGCAGUCAACUACAGAGGAAUUAAGGCUAUGCCUUACAUCAUUGGAAACGAGACGUUCGAGAAGCUGGGGACGGUGGGGUCGGCGUCGAACCUGAUAGUGUACUUGACCUCCGUCUUCAACCUGAGCAGCGUCUCCGCCACCACGCUCAUCAACGUCUUCAACGGAACCUGCAACUUGGCCACUCUCGUCGGCGCUUUCCUCUGCGACACUUACUUCGGCAGAUACAACUGCCUCGCCUUCGCUUCUGUGUCCUCCGUCUUGGGAAUGCUAGUUCUAAUGCUAACAGCCGCAAUCCCCGUCCUCCACCCACCAAAAUGCGUCCCCGGCCAACAAUGCUCCAAGCCAACCGCCGGCCAGUUCACCUUCCUAAUAAGCUCCUUCAUAUUCCUAGUCAUCGGCGCCGGCGGCAUCCGCCCAUGCAACCUAACCUUCGGCGCCGACCAAUUCAACCCGAAAACCGAAUCGGGCCGAAAAGGAACCAACAGCUUCUUCAACUGGUACUACUUCACCUACACCUUCGCCGUCAUGGUCUCCGUCACCGGCAUCGUCUACGUCCAAUCCGACGUCAGCUGGGCCAUCGGACUCGGAAUCCCAGCCUUCCUCAUGUUCCUCUCGUGUGCAGUAUUCUUCUGGGGCACGAAAAUGUACGUCGUCGUCAAACCUCAGGGCAGCCCGUUGACCAGCGUGGCUCGGGUCCUCGUCGCUGCUUCCAGAAAGCGAACCUUGAAAUCGCCUGAAAAUCCCCACGACGAACUCUUCAAGUAUUUGCCGGCCAAGUCAUUGAACUCCAAGCUAGGGCAUACCACGCAAUUCAAGUGUCUCGACAAAGCAGCAAUCGUCACGGGACGUGACGAGUUCAACCCCGAGGGCUCACCGAAACAACCGUGGAGGCUCUGCAGCGUGCAACAAGUCGAGGAAGUGAAAUGCGUGGUUAGAAUUAUACCCGUGUGGUCGACUGCCAUUGUGUUUCACAUCGCCAUAAUGCAACAGCAGACCUAUGGAGUCUUCCAAGCGUUGCAAUCCGACCGGCGGUUGUCGACCUCAGGGACGUUCCGUGUACCGGCGGCCACGUACAUCAUCUUCACCAUGCUGGCUCUGACCUUGUGGAUUCCGGUAUACGACCGGAUCAUCGUCCCUUACCUCGAAAAGAUCACCGGCAAGGAAGGCGGCAUCACGAUGCUUCAGCGCAUGGGGAUCGGUCUCAUCCUCGGCAUCUUUUGCAUGAUUGUAUCGGGGUUGGUGGAAGAGUACAGAAAGCACAUAGCAGCGACGAAGCCAGGGCUCGGGAUCGCUCCAAAGGGCGGCACGAUCUCAUCCAUGUCGGCGAUGUGGCUGGUCCCGCAGCUGGUGCUGACUGGACUGGCGGAAGGGUUCAACUACAUUGCGCAGGUCGAAUUUUUCUACAAGCAGUUCCCGGAGGGAAUGAGGAGCGUGGCUCAGGCGUGCUUCUUUGCCGGGAAUGCGCUGGCGAGUUAUCUUAGUGGGUUUUUGGUGUCUCUUGUUCAUCAUAUUACGAAAGGGAGCAGGCGUGGGGAUUGGUUGCCGGAUGAUUUGAAUGAAGGGAAGUUGGAUUACUUCUAUUUCAUGUUGGCUGGUUUAGGUGUACUGAAUUUGGGGUAUUUUCUGGUUUGUGCUCGGUGGUAUAAUUAUAAAGGGGAUGCAGGGGAGGUGGAGAUGAAUGGGAAGGAAGGCCAGACAAAUGUUCAUCUUGUUUAAGAUAAAAGGUAAAGGAUAUUACUUCAUAUUGUGCUUCAUUUAAAAAUAAUCAAGCAAUUGUCGGAGAGGGAGAGAAAACAUAUAGUAUAAACUUCUAUUUUAGACCUCUUCCAACGUUAAUUAAUUAAUUAUUAUUAAUUACUAACUAGUUUUUUGGCCCGCGCUUCGCGGCGGUAAGACUUUUGUAAUAUGUUUGUUUAAAUGAUACGUAAAAAUAAUUAUCACUCUAAAUUUUUUAUGUAAUUUAUUCAUAAUUUAUGAAACUUUUCAGAAUAGUGUUACUUAAAUUUUCCGUACUGUGUGGUCUAAUAAUAAAAUCAAAUUAAAAAAAUCACAUUUGAUUAAAUUAUAAUGUAAAAGUUGGCUUAUCUUAUGGAUUUGCGUAAUGCAAAUUAAUGACAUAGUAUAAUGAAAAUUCAAAUUAGUA